AUGCGAAACAUUGAGGAGACCAGGAAGAGAUGGGACAUUACGUUCUCCGACCAUGAGACACCCUCCGACCUUCGAGCGGCGCUGCAGUCCGAGCGAGGGGACCUGUGCAAUGACGGCCUGAGGUCCGCAUUUCUGAUCUUCGACGGGUUGGACCGAAAUGAGUGGGCGCCUAAGCUCGAGGAAUCCCGAGACGCGUAUCGUGCGCUACGAGACCACUUCUUGAAAUACAUUGAACACCCAGAUGACUUGGAAUCGACUGUUGAUCCGCUGGCGGAUGAUGAGCAGUCACCAUGGCAAACACUACGAAACGACGAGGCACUGCGCGCGGAGAUCUUGCAAGAUGUUGACCGAUGUCUGCAAGAAAACUUCUUCUUCCACGAACCCGACACCAAAUCCAAAUUGACUGAUGUUUUGUUCGUCUAUUCGAAACUUAACCCGGAUGUGGGUUAUCGACAAGGAAUGCACGAAUUACUUGCGCCAAUCCUUUGGGCCGUGGACCGCGACUCUAUCGAUACAAAAUCUGGAGAGAUUGACGCAACCCAGGAACACAGGGAUGGUUUGAUGCUGAAGCUUCUCGAUCCUCAAUUUGUGGAACAUGAUUCAUUCACGCUAUUUCUGUCCGUCAUGCAGACAGCUCGCACAUACUAUGAGCAUGGAGAGACGCGGUCGGUCAAUGGUCAGAUGGAUACGAUCCCAAUAGUUGAACGGUGUCAAUAUUUGCAUAAGGAAGCUUUGACGAUCAUUGAUCAUGAACUAGCGGAGCAUUUGGAGGCAGUCGAGGUUUUGCCGCAAAUUUUCUUGACCCGUUGGAUGCGCUUGCUUUUUGGUCGAGAAUUUCCGUUUGAUGAUGUGCUGAUGAUGUGGGAUCUUUUGUUUGCUCACGGGCUGAGGUCCGAUCUUGUUGACUUUACUUGCAUUGCAAUGUUGCUUCGAAUCCGCUGGCAACUACUCGAGGCAGAUUAUACCACCGCAUUGACGCUGGUACUUCGAUACCCCUCGCCUGAACCUCACGCCCCUCAGACCUUUGUACAAGAUGCGCUCUACUUGGAACAGAAUCCUACAGCAGAUCGGGGUAAUUUCAUCAUAUCGAAAUAUUCGGGUCGACCACCUGAUUCGAAAAUUCGCGCCCAGUCUGGCACUCGGCCAACGAGGAGAGCUUUCCUAUGGGAUGAUUUCAAAAGACGCAGUGAAAGUAAUUCACCCUCUCAUAUUUCCGCUCGCAACACGCCAAAGAGCCUGGAAUCCAUCUUCCAGGAUGUCUCUCAGGGAAUCCAACGCCGUACAGAAUCCUGGGGCGUGGCCAAAGCCGUACGCGGUGCUGUGACCGAAGCCAGGAAAAAUAUGCAAACGAUGCACUAUGAACCAAACAUGCGCUAUGCUCCCAGGCCUGUUUCAGCCGAGAAGGCCCCGGAAGCUCAAUCCAAGGCAUCUACGAGUCUAGCUGUCACAGCAGGGCUGGAAGCAAAGAUCGAUCUUCUGAAUGAAAGAAAUAAAGCUCUGGCCUCUAUCUUGCGUGAGGCGCUUGAUGAUCUUGGCACACAAUUGGCAAAUGUUAAUGGCCUGGGCUCCGAUGCCAACAGUGCCGUGAAAGAUGCACUGGCCAAAGCCGAGGGCGUGCAGGCCUGCCUGCAAGAUCCUUCUAUCGAGACAGGGACAUUUGGAGUUCCGUCAGGCGAAGAGUCCGACAAAGAUACGCUGAGUAGCCCGCCAGACAAUGCCAAGUCACCAACAAGCAAAAAAGGCAUUGAUAUUCCGACAACCAAGUCUUCAUUACAAACUCGCCAUCCCGAUAAUACGGAUUGGACCGAGCCGACUGCCGAUAGUGGAACCUCCAAGCCCGUCGGCAUCGCCCCAGCAGGUCCGAUGAACACUGGCAAAAAGUCCGAGGCCGCGCGGGCAUCUUCGCGAGGAGCUGUGCGACCAUCUCUCACAGACUCGGGAUUUUCAUGGAUGCUUGGUGGCGGUCGGAACCUGUCGGGAUUUGUGAGUUCAUCCCCUCCGCCGGAGCAGACUAGGCAUCUUGAUCAAAACCGAGGAAAGCACAGUGCGUUGUUCGGAUCUGGUGGAGAAGUUCCAGGGACCGAUGCCGAGCCUGGUGAAUUGGCACUACACAGCCUUCGGGGCUCCCGGGACCCUCUGUCAGGGGCUGGCCCAUUGUGA
This is a messenger RNA of Penicillium brevicompactum, 2160 nucleotides long. Its product is annotated as GTPase-activating protein GYP6. Gene Ontology annotation, biological process: activation of GTPase activity. Bases 1 to 2160 code for a protein of 719 amino acids. Gene Ontology annotation, molecular function: GTPase activator activity. The record is from RefSeq and is a predicted model, not a curated record. The transcript is spliced from 6 exons. NCBI's taxonomy places the organism in Eukaryota, Fungi, Ascomycota, Eurotiomycetes, Eurotiales, Aspergillaceae.